Gasterosteus aculeatus aculeatus (three-spined stickleback) is the source of this 4228-nucleotide messenger RNA. The record is from RefSeq and is a predicted model, not a curated record. Lineage: Eukaryota; Metazoa; Chordata; Actinopteri; Perciformes; Gasterosteidae.
AGUGUGUUUCACUACCGCGAGCCGAUAAACAAACAGCCCGAACGGGUGGAGGAAAACCGCGGUUACGGCGAACACGUCUCCUCGCCGAGGAGCUCACUUCCACCGGUUAGCACCGGGGCACCGGGGACUCUUCUGCGCGGUCUGAGCUCUCGGAGCGAUGAGAAAAAGCCCCGACAGCUCGCCGGUCCACGACGCGCACCUCGCAAGCAGCAGCCCGUCGAGUUGAACCUUCGUCCAAAAAUGUUGACGGGAUCUAAAACCACGUUCAAAGUGAGACAAAUGCUCCCGGACAUCAAGGAGAGGAUGCUGAGUCAAAGCGGCGUCAACGUAAGGAGUCGGGAUGUGUUCGGGCUGCGCUGCCUACCAGGCGAGUGCGUGCUCCAGCGAGCCGUCAUGGUGAGGAAGAAGUUGACUGCCAGGGAAGGACGGGGUUGGGUGUCUGGGACCCUCUUCUGUACCCACUUCAGAGUGGCCUUUGUCCCCCAGGACAGUCCCAAGCCCGACGACAAUGCAGAUCCCGUGCUGUUAGGAGAUCAUGAUGUGGCUUUGGCAUCCAUAGAGAAGGUCGUGGUUGUGGGCCCGAACCGGACCAAGCUGGUGACCCCAAACUCCUCCCUGAAGUUCACCCCAGAGGAGCUGGUGCUUUACUGCAGGGACCUGCGAGUCAUCUGCUUCCUGUUUGACCGCCUCACCCCUGACGCACAAGUCAUCGAGAUAACCUACACCAUCGCCAAGACCUACCAGCCUCCUAAACCAGGCUCCGUUUUAUCCUUCCAGAACGCCGCCCUGGGGAGCGUAGAAAUGAAGCAGUUUCUAAGCAACCGUCGGCGAGACACGCACAUGAACUGGUUUGAGUCGGCCUCGGACUGGGAGCAAGAGCUGGAGAGGUGCGGGGCCACAGGCUGGAGGGUCAGCUCAGUCAACGACCGCUUCGAGAUGUCCACCAGCCUGCCAAGAUCCAUCGUGGUUCCACAGAAGGUUUUGGACACGGAGCUGAAGAAAAGCUUCGCCCACUUCCAUGAAGGACGCAUCCCACGUUGGUGUUGGCGACACCCUCGAGGCAGCGAUCUCCUGCGAAUGGCCGGCUUCCAGAACAACAUCUACCACGAGAAAGACGACAUCAAGAACCUGGAGAUGAUCCUGUUUGGCUGCCAGUCGUCUCUGUGUGUGGUGGUGGAGCUGGACGAGGAGCUGCCGUCCCCUGCAGACAUCCAGCUGUCUCACGGCCGCCUGCGCGCCCUCUGUCUGGGAGACAUCUCCACAUCCGUCUCAGUGCCUGAUGACAGAUGGCUGUCUACCCUGGAGAGCACCCACUGGCUGGACUACACCAGGGCCUGUCUGAGGAAAGCUUCGGAGGUCGCCUGCCUGCUCCGCGGCGGUCACCUGACUGUGGCACUGCAAGAGGCGGACGACCGGGACAUGGGCUGUGUGGUGUCCAGCCUGGUGCAGGUGAUGUGCGACCCCCACUGUCGGACCCAGCGAGGCUUCCAGGGCCUAGUGCAGAAGGAGUGGGUGAUGGCCGGCCACCGCUUCUCCAGCCGCAUCAACUACCACCGCGACAAUGAUAAAGAGGAGGCCCCCGUCUUCCUUCUCUUCCUGGACUGUGUUUGGCAGAUCUCGUCCCAGUAUCCCACUCGCUUCCAGCUGACGGAGGACUUCCUGUUGGCCCUGCAUGACAGCAUCCACCUGCCACUCUUCUCCAGCUUCUUGGCCAACUGCCAGCGAGAGCGAUGCAAACGCUCCCAGAACCUCGGACAGUCCUACACUCCGGUCAACGGCUGGAGAGACGUGGACUCCUCCUCCGAUCCCUCGGACCCCCCUCUGCCCUCGGUGUGGGACUGGUCCCUGCAGUACAGCAAGCACAGACGGGACCGCUUCACCCAACCCGUCCCCCCGAUCCCUUCCCUCCAACCGCUGCUCAACGGCAACCUCAACACCCACCCGGACACACACAGGCCGUCCGACACCGUCCCCGGCUCCGUCUUCCUCCUCUCUCGAGGCACCUUCUCCUGCCCCGUCAACCUGCUCCCCUGGCGCGCCGGCAGUUCGGGCGUCUACAAGAAGAGCCACCGGCGGGCGGCGUCCUCGGAGAACGUGCCCGGCCUGGAGAGGCUGCUGAAGGCCUGGGCCAUGGCGGAGCUUCCCCAAGGCGUCACGUCCACAUCGGCCCCCCAGGGACCACUCGACCCCUACGAGCCCUUACUGCCUCUGCUGAUGGGGCCCUGCAUGGGCCUGUGGAAGGAGUGCUACCUCCGGGGGGCGCUGCACGCACAGGCCUUCUCCCACCCCGUCUCAGCGAACCACCCCCACCCUGUGGAGCGGCUGGCCCGCGAGGUGCAGCAGCUCAAAGACGAGCUGGCGCGAGCGUCCAGCGGCGCGGAUCCAAUCCCGCCGCCCAAGACGGCCGAGCCCCGACGGACCGACACCAACCUGAACCAAAACGCCAACAACGGCACCUUCCUCUUCCCGGCGUCGCGGCCUCAGAGCGCCUCGGCGCCCAGAGCGGCGCCCCCUCCUUCCUCCGCCAACCGCCAGACCUCCAGGGGCCCUCCUCCUCCGCCCGCCUCCGCUCCACCAAGCAGGCACGGCCACCACAGAGACAAUGGCGGCGGAAACAAGCACACGUUCCUGUUCGGGCACCCUCCCGCAGCGGAGCCCCGCCCCGACCAGCGCUAUUACCCAGCGCCCAAUGCUGCCAAGCUGCCUAAGAGCAACGGGUCCUCGGUGGCCUCCUGAGGUCUCUCAAACAGAGGAGACCCAGGCGGGUUUCUCCUCUCAAAUCGUAUUUGAUAGACAGUGAGGUUAUUAAAAAAAAAAAAAACAUUUGGGCGGCCCGCAGUGAACGCCGUGAGCAUCAUAUAAUCAGUGCAUGAGCUCUGGACUUGGCUACGCAUCGUCUGUACUGUAUUAAAAAGGAAUACGUGACAACCGUUUUGUAUAUUUGUAAAGAUCAUCUCUUCAAUGUCAGUGAAAUAUACCCAGACCAAAAGAAUACGUGCUGAAGAGUCCAAACAAUGUUUGGCAGCAGACCAAGUCCCGCCUCCGAAAGACACAAAGCUUGUUGUUUCCAGUUUGAGCUUCUUAUCAGCAGCGGGACGUAGAGACGGGUGCGAUGACGUGGUCCUUCAGGACACACGGCAGAGAACGGAGACGCCUGCCUCACCGGCUCCGACCCGCUUCACAUGGUUUUUAUUUUACAAAUAGCUCUUUAGAUUUGUAUCACGUCACACUGAUAUGGAGAAAAACACAAUUGUUCAAUUGAGUGCAAGUCCGCUUCAAAUAGAAAAGUCAAACGUCAUUUGGACACCGAGCACUGUUUGGGCGCCGUUGGCCGUCCCUUUAUGGUGGAAUUCAGGGCACGAGAGCUAUUUUGGUUCUGCCCUCAUAUCUCUGUGCUCGUGAGCAGCGCGAGGCCUUUCUUGCAGACUGGUAUGUUGGCCUGAAUGUGGCUGAAGGCAGCACACAUUUUCAGGGCUUUAAUUAUAUCAUCGGAUUAUUUCAUCUUUAUUAAACAUUUUCGACCAUUAUCGGUCCAAUUGUUUAAGUCACAUUGGAGAAGUGUGAUUUCUGAAUUCUGUUUCUCAAACGUAUUGUAUUUUGUAUUCUUUUGAGGAUUUCUCCAUUUUGUGGUGGAAUUGACGACAAACAUUGAAUUGCCGUACUUGGAGACGGUACCAGUGAAGCAAAAGGGAACCGAUUAUCGUGUCGCAGUCUGCAUUUGGGUCAAGGACUUGGAAGUGUCUGUAUUUAAAGCUCGGGGGAGCGAGCUGGUCCCGAGCCUUGAUGCUCAGCGCUCAUUCCCUCGGACAGACAAAAGGUUUCUAAAGGAGCGAGAUUUUAGAUCUUAUUUUUCGCCGGGAUACGGAUUGUCGUACGGGUGACCGAUGCCGACCUCUCUCCCUCGUGUCAAAAGGUACCUCGCUUGAUAACAUUAUGAAUUAAUAAAUGUAAAUCGCAUCAAUAUCUGCUUCAAUUUCAGAGCUUUCCAGGUGUGAUGCCAAUGCGCUCGGAGAGUCACACGGUCGUCUGUUUCCUGGCUUAUUGGAUUUUUUUGCUGCGCCUGUCGAUCCGUAUUGUUGUACAAUUACAUUUUUGGGGUACGAGCACCACUUAAAUUUGCCAGAUGUGCAUAUUUUUUGUAUCCGCAUGAUUUGAUCCUGAUAAAUAAAAGUGUUAUCAGUUGAAACUGUUCGUAACCUGUUCCGCAAAAAUAAAAGCCCAACCCUCA